This is a messenger RNA of Phyllostomus discolor (pale spear-nosed bat), 4470 nucleotides long. RefSeq names its product Rho GTPase activating protein 33 (gene ARHGAP33). The record is from RefSeq and is a predicted model, not a curated record. The transcript is spliced from 22 exons. Gene Ontology annotation, biological process: small GTPase-mediated signal transduction. Gene Ontology annotation, cellular component: fibrillar center; nucleoplasm; cell cortex. Gene Ontology annotation, molecular function: phosphatidylinositol binding; protein binding; GTPase activator activity. Bases 298 to 4098 code for a protein of 1266 amino acids. Lineage: Eukaryota; Metazoa; Chordata; Mammalia; Chiroptera; Phyllostomidae.
CCCCGCAAGACCACUUAGUCAGGGAAGGACUCAAGUCAAAGCCAAUGAAAAGCCGCUAUGUGGGCUGGACGCUUCAGGCAGGGUGGAGCCAAUGAGGGGUUGCGUGGCAUCCCCACUGUCCCCGCCCCCGUGGGUUGAGGAGCGCCUCAGCCAGAGGCAGCGGUUGGGGGCGGAGCCUGCAGCUGCCGCGCUCGUGGCUCAUGCCCUCCCCUUUGUGUCGCCAUGGCGGCAUCCGCGAAGAGGACAACGGCGAUCGAGGUGUCUAGCGCGGCCAGCACCUGAGGAGGCCACGAGACCAUGGUGGCUCGCAGCACUGACAGCCUAGAUGGCUCAGGGGAGGGCUCAGUGCAGCCCCUACCUCCGACUGGGGCACCCAGUGCGAAGGGGAAGGCUGGAAAGAGGCUCUCAGCUCCUCGAGGUCCCUUCCCUCGGCUGGCUGACUGUGCCCAUUUCCACUAUGAAAAUGUUGACUUUGGCCACAUUCAGCUCCUGCUGUCUCCAGAGCGUGAAGGCUCUAGCUUCUCUGGCGAGAAUGAGCUGGUGUUUGGGGUGCAAGUGACUUGUCAGGGCCGUUCCUGGCCAGUUCUCCGCAGUUAUGAUGACUUCCGCUCCCUGGAUGCCCACCUCCACCGGUGCAUAUUUGACCGGAGAUUUUCCUGCCUCCCAGAGCUUCCCCCACCUCCAGAGGGUGCCAGGGCUUCCCAGAUGCUGGUGCCACUGCUGCUACAAUACUUGGAGACCCUGUCAGGACUGGUGGACAGUAACCUCAAUUGUGGGCCUGUGCUCACCUGGAUGGAGCUGGAUAACCAUGGCAGGCGACUCCUCCUCAGUGAGGAGGCCUCGCUCAAUAUUCCUGCAGUGGCUGCUGCCCACGUGGUAAAACGGUACACAGCCCAGGCACCAGAUGAGCUGUCCUUCGAGGUGGGAGAUAUUGUCUCCGUGAUCGACAUGCCACCGACAGAAGAUCGGAGCUGGUGGCGGGGCAAGCGAGGCUUCCAGGUCGGUUUCUUCCCCAGCGAGUGUGUGGAGCUAUUCACAGAGCGGCCCUGUCCAGGACUCAAGGGGGAUGCUGAUGGUCCCCUAUGUGGUGUCCCAGCUUCCCAGGGUGUCUCCUCUCUGACCUCAGCUGUACCCCGGCCACGUGGGAAGCUUGCUGGCCUCCUGCGUACCUUCAUGCGUUCCCGCCCUUCUCGGCAGCGCCUGAGACAGAGAGGUAUCCUUCGGCAGAGGGUGUUUGGCUGCGACCUUGGAGAGCACCUCAGUAAUUCAGGCCAAGAUGUGCCCCAGGUGCUUCGCUGCUGCUCUGAGUUUAUUGAGGCCCAUGGGGUGGUGGACGGUAUCUACCGGCUCUCAGGCGUGUCAUCCAAUAUCCAGAGGCUACGGCAUGAGUUUGACAGUGAGAGGAUCCCUGAACUGUCUGGCCCCACCUUCCUUCAGGACAUCCACAGUGUGUCCUCCCUCUGCAAGCUCUACUUCCGAGAGCUGCCCAACCCCCUACUCACAUAUCAGCUCUACGGGAAAUUCAGCGAGGCCAUGUCAGUGCCUGGGGAGGAGGAACGCCUGGUGCGUGUCCAUGAUGUCAUCCAGCAGCUGCCCCCGCCACACUACAGGACUCUGGAAUACCUGCUGAGGCACUUGGCCCGCAUGGCAAGACACAGUGCCAAUACCAGCAUGCAUGCCCGCAACCUGGCCAUUGUCUGGGCACCCAACCUGCUACGGUCCAUGGAGCUGGAGUCAGUGGGGCUGGGGGGGGCAGCAGCCUUCCGGGAGGUGCGGGUGCAGUCAGUGGUGGUGGAAUUCCUACUCACCCACGUGGAUGUCUUGUUCAGUGACACCUUCACCUCUGCUGGCCUCGACACUGCAGGCCGCUGCCUCCUCCCCAGGCCCAAGUCCCUUGCGGGCAGUGGCCCCUCCACUCGCCUGCUGACUCUGGAGGAAGCUCAGGCUCGUACCCAGGGGCGACUGGGGACACCCACUGAUUCCACAGCUCCCAAGGCCUCAGCCUCACCUGCGGAAAGGAGGAAAGAGGAGAGAGGCGAGAAACAGCGGAAGCCAGCGGGUAGCAGCUGGAAGGCCUUCUUUGCACUGGGCCGGGGCCCCAGCAUCCCCCGAAAGAAGCCUCUUCCCUGGCUGGGGGGCAUGCGUGCCCCACCACAGCCUUCAGGUAGCCGACCUGACACAGUCACAUUGAGAUCUGCCAAGAGUGAGGAGUCUCUAUCAUCGCAGGCCAGCGGGGCUGGCCUCCAGAGGCUGCACAGGCUACGGCGACCCCACUCUAGCAGUGAUGCUUUCCCUGUGGGUCCCGCACCUGCUGGCUCCUGCGAGAGCCUGUCCUCCACCUCCUCCUCUGAGUCUUCCGAGUCCUCUGAGUCCUCCGAGUCCUCUGAGUCCUCAGCAGCUGGGCUGGGGGCACUCUCUGGUUCCCCCUCUCACCGAAACUCAGCCUGGCUAGAUGAUGGUGAUGAUUUGGACUUCAGCCCACCCCGCUGCCUGGAGGGGCUCCGGGGGCUCGACUUUGAUCCCCUUACCUUUCGCUGCAGCAGUCCUACUCCAGGGGACCCUGCACCUCCUGCCAGCCCAGCUCCCCCAGCCCCUGCUUCUGCCUUCCCACCCAGGGCAACCCCCCAGGCCUUCUCAUCCCGUGGGCCCACCAGCUCUGCCUCACCCACUGCCCUGGACAUCUCAGAACCCCUGACUGUAUCAGUGCCACCUGCUGUCCUAGAGCUGCUGGAGGCUGGGGGAACACCUGCCUCAGUCACCCCAACACCAGCACUCAGCCCCAACCCAGGCCUGCACCCCCAUCUCAUCUCCCUGUUGCCUCACGGAGCCAAAGCCCAGCUGAGUGAUACCUGCCAACAGGAGAUAUGCAGCAAGCUGGCACUACCUGGUCCCCAGGAAGCCCCAGGACAACAUGGGUCUGGCAUGGAUUUACCGCCGCUGCCCCCACCCCUAUCCCUCCUGCGCCCUGGUGGGGCCCCACCUCCACCUCCCAAGAACCCAGCACGCCUCAUGGCCCUGGCCCUGGCUGAGCGGGCUCAGCAGGUGGCCCAGAGACAGAACCAACAGGAGCAUGGGAGUGCCCCAUCUGCUCCCCACUCCCCUUUCUGCCGCCCACUGUCCCUGGCGGUGGGCAGUGAGCCUCUGGGGACCUCAGGGAGUGGGCCACCCUCCCACCCACUAGCACACCCUGGUGCCUGGGCUCCAGGACCCCCACCCUCCCUACCAAGGCAGCAAAGUGUUGGGAGCCUGGUGAGGAGCCCGCGGCCCAUGGGGAUCUCAAGGAGGGGAUGCAGAGGCCCUGCCCAGGUUCUUUCUUCUGUGAGAACCCCUGGCUGCUUCUCAGCUCCCCGGGAGUACCUGCCACCCUUUCUUGGGGUCCCCAAACCAGGCUUGUAUCCUCUGGCCUCCACAUCCUUCCAGCCCAGCUCCCCAGCCCCAGUAUGGAGGAGCUCCCUGGGUCCCCCUACACCACUUGACAGGGGAGAGAACCUGUACUAUGAGAUUGAGGCAGGUGAGGGCUCCUCCUACUCUGGCCCCACCCGGUCCUGGAGUCCUUUUCGCUCCAUGCCCCCAGAUAGGCUCAAUGCCUCAUAUGGCAUGCUUGGUCAAUCACCACCGCUCCACAGGUCCCCUGACUUCCUGCUCAGCUACCCACCACGCCCUUCCUGCUUUCCCCAUAACCUGAGCUAUUCAGCCCCUCAGCACUCUGCCCGGUGCCCCACUCAGCCUGAGCCCCUCUAUGUGAACCUAGCCCUAGGGCCCAGGGGUCCGUCAUCCACCUCUUCCAGCUCCUCUUCCCCUCCUGCCCAUACCCGUAGCCGUUCAGAUCCUUGCCCCCCAGCCCCCCGCCUCCCCCAAAAACAGAGGGCCUCCUGGGGCCCCCCUACACCUCACAGGGUGCCUGGGCCCUGGGGCCCUCCCGAGCCUCUCCUGCUCUACAGGGCAGCCCCACCAGUCUAUGGUAGGGGGGGUGAGCACCACCGAGGGUCCUUGUACAGGAAUGGGGGCCAGGGGAGGGAGGGGGCUGGUCCCCCACCCCCUUUCCCCACUUCCAGCUGGUCCCUCCACUCUGAGGGCCAGACCCAAAGCUACUGCUGAGCCAGAGCGGAGACCUUUCUCUCUUCUCUCUCAUUGAUCUUGGCCCAACCCAAUCCCUUGUUUUGUAUUUUCUUAAACUCCUGAUCCCUGCUCCAGGUUUCUAACUUUGUAACUUGCUUCUGAUGUGAGUCCCUACCUGUUAUGGUGUCCCUGCCCUGGGCUAAAGGGCACACCCAUUCCCUCUCCAUCCUCCAUUAUGGGGGUCUCUCACACAGCUCUUGGGACCAUGCUGACACUUUGUCCUCCCUCUCCCUCCAGGAGCCCCCAGCAUGCCCUGACCUGUGCAUAAGGGGUGGGGGACAGCUCCUGUCCAUCUCCCCACAUAUCCCAUUAAACCAUCUGAUAACAUAGAUGAAUAAAAAUGGUAAAACU